This is a messenger RNA of Adineta ricciae, 363 nucleotides long. Lineage: Eukaryota; Metazoa; Rotifera; Eurotatoria; Adinetida; Adinetidae. The record is from the annotation of a GenBank genome assembly.
AUGAACUGGUUUGGUGUAUCGAUAUUUGUCAAUCUCCUUCUUUUCUCCAUUCUUUCUGUCCACUUAACAUCGUCGGCUAGUUUUCCCAAUCCACCUCAGAAGCCGCCAUCAAAUGCAUCACCAGAUGAACAAGCGCUUUUCUGGAAAUUAUUACAUAAUUAUUAUGCGAUCAUCGCUCGACCUCGGUUCGGCAAACGCUCGGAGUCGUUCGUUAAACAGCCAUCAUAUUUAGAAACUGGUCAUUUUGAUUCCGCACCAUCUGCUUCAUCGGAAUAUGAUAUGGAUCGUUUCAAUCAUCCGAUCAAUGUUGACAGUGUUUAUACAUUCGAAAAUUCAGAUAAAAAACGACGUCGACGACGAUAA